AUUCUCCAAUCACCAUUCAAAAGAGUCGGUCAAACAUGCCAAAACUGAUUCGGUUCUUCAAAAGUUCCCCUUUCUUCUAGCAAGUAGUGACAACUGACAAACCUAGAAAGUGAACUGCAGAAAUGGCGCCAAAGGCAACAGUGAAGAAGAAGAAAUAUCCCCCGUCCGAUCCUCAUGGUAUGUUCUCUGGAAUGACAAUUUUCUUAAUCGAAACUGGUGUACAGACUCGCCGUCUACAGAUUUGGAAGCAAAAAUUGGUGCAAAUGGGGGCUAGUAUCGAGGACCGUUUUUCCAAAAGGGCCACCCAUAUUUUUGCCGUGAAUUUAAACUCACUUCUUCAGAAAGUUGAUCGUGAACAUUUGACAAGAUAUAAAGGAAAAGUUCUCGACUAUCAGUGGCUUGAAGACAGCUUGAGAGUCGGAAAAAAGGUGUCUGAAGAUUCAUACAUUCUAUCAAUGGACGCAGUAAACCAAGUGAAACUCAUUGAUGAAAAUCAUUCAAGCAACGAUGAACCAUCUCAACACAAGAAGAUCAGAAGCACUAUACAGGACUCCAAAGCCGUUAACUCAGAAGAAAGGGAUAGAACUUUAGACAAUACUCACAAUGAGCCCUCAGAAAUUGGUACUUCUAGUGCCUCCUCUCGCUCUGUAAGCCCAGAAAUAACCGGUCCAAUUAGUCUUGACGGCCAAAAUAAAGCUGUCUCCACACCUGAUGUGUCUUUGCUUUAUAAACCUCCUGACUUGAACAGAAAUAUAACUGAGGUAUUCGGAAAGCUUAUUGACAUUUACAGAGCUCUGGGUGAUGAUCGGAGGUCUUUUAGCUAUCAUAAGGCUAUCCUGGUUAUUGAAAAAUUGCCUUUCAAAAUUGAAAGUGCAGACCAGGUCAAGCACCUAGCCGGGAUUGGAAAGUCAAUGCAAGAUCAUAUUCAGGAAAUUGUGACCACUGGGAAGCUGUCCAAGUUGGAGCACUUUGAGAACGAUGAAAAGAUACGGUCAAUCAGCUUAUUUGGAGAAAUAUGGGGUAUUGGACCCGCCACUGCACUGAAACUUUAUGAGAAAGGACACCGGACCCUGGAUGAUCUAAAGCAUGAGGAAUCAUUAACUAAUGCUCAGUGGUUAGGCUUAAAAUAUUUUGACGACAUCAAAACAAGAAUUCCACGUCAUGAGGUUCAAGAGAUGGAAAGUCUUCUCAAGAAAGUCGGAGAGGAGAUUUUGCCUGGGGUAUUAAUCUUAGUUAUUUGUCUUAUUUUGGAUGCGCUUAAUUAUCACUCUCUUUAAAACCUGUUGCUCCUGACUAUAUUGAGUGCCGGUUGUUUAUUCUUCGAACUUGGUUUUAAUUAUCAUUUGAAGUCUUUUCUUUU
Molecule: messenger RNA, 1360 nt
Organism: Olea europaea var. sylvestris
Lineage: Eukaryota; Viridiplantae; Streptophyta; Magnoliopsida; Lamiales; Oleaceae
Product: DNA polymerase lambda
Exons: 8
Coding region: 123-1277 (384 amino acids)
Biological process (GO): double-strand break repair via nonhomologous end joining
Cellular component (GO): nucleus
Molecular function (GO): DNA-directed DNA polymerase activity; DNA binding
Source: RefSeq, a predicted model, not a curated record